Molecule: messenger RNA, 375 nt
Organism: Prorocentrum cordatum
Lineage: Eukaryota; Dinophyceae; Prorocentrales; Prorocentraceae
Source: the annotation of a GenBank genome assembly
AUGUUACGCGGCGGCGCCUCCAUGCGAGCAGAGCUUUGCCGCCCCUGGGGCCCCGUCUUCCGCGGCAGAGCGGUCGAUGAGACCGUGAUCGACCAGCACCUUGGCGAGCACGUCCCCGACUAUGCAGCCCCUCGCUUGCCCACCCCAUCGAUGAAGGCGCUGGAGGGGGCCGUCCGGCGAGCUAAGUCAUCGGCGCCUGGCCCUGACCGUCUUCCGGCGUCGGCGUGGCCGCUGGACGAGCGGCUCUUACAAGUGCUCUACUCGCUCAUGGUGGGCCUCUUCGCCGGACGCGAGCCGCCGUGGGGGCUCAACUUUUCGGAUCUCGCCUUCGUGCCGAAGGGCGACGAGCUCGCCGACGCGGUUGACGUCCUCUGA